UCUCUCCUCACAAAUCAAUAUUCUCUCUCUCUCUCUCUUUUUCUUGAAUUUUCGAAGAUCAGACAAGAAGAUGGCUCAAGAAGAAGUACAGAAAUCAGCUGAUGUCGCUGCUCCUACGGUGACGGAGAAACCUAUUACCGAUAAGGAGGUUACGGUUCCUACCCCUGUGGCUGAGAAAGAGGAAGUGGCUGCUCCUGUCUCUGAUGAGAAGGCGGUGCCGGAGAAGGAGUCCCCGGCGGCGGAAGCGGAGAAAUCUGUUCCGGUGAAGGAGGAAGAGACAGUUGUUGUAGCUGAGAAGGUAGUUGUUUUAACGGCUGAGGAAGUUCAGAAGAAAGCACUUGAGGAGUUUAAGGAGCUUGUGAGGGAGGCUUUGAACAAACGUGAAUUCACUGCUCCGGUGACGCCGGUGAAGGAAGAGAAACCAGAGGAGAAGAAACCGGAGGAGGAAACUAAAGCGGAAGAGAAAACAGAGGAAAAGAAAGAAGAGACAACGACUGAGGUUAAGGUUGAAGAAGAAAAACCGGCGGUUCCAGCGGCGGAGGAGAAAUCAUCAGAGGCUGCUCCGGUUGAGACCAAAUCGGAGGAGAAACCUGAAGAGAAAGCAGAGGUAACCACCGAGAAAGCAUCUACUACUGCUGAGGAAGAUGGAACCAAGACUGUUGAAGCAAUAGAAGAAUCAAUCGUCUCUGUUUCACCACCAGAAUCCGCCGUAGCACCAGUCGUGGUAGAGACUGUCGCCGUCGCUGAGGCAGAGCCAGUUGAGCCGGAAGAAGUCUCGAUCUGGGGAGUUCCACUACUCCAAGACGAGAGAUCUGACGUGAUCCUCACGAAAUUCCUCCGUGCAAGAGACUUCAAGGUCAAAGAAGCUUUAACGAUGCUUAAAAACACCGUCCAGUGGCGUAAAGAAAACAAAAUCGACGAGCUCGUCGAAGCUGCCGGAGAAGAAGCGAGCGAGUUCGAGAAGAUGGUGUUUGCUCACGGUGUUGACAAGGAAGGACACGUCGUGAUCUACAGCUCCUACGGUGAGUUCCAGAACAAAGAACUUUUCUCCGACAAGGAGAAGCUUAACAAGUUCCUCAACUGGAGGAUUCAGCUACAAGAGAAGUGUGUGAGAGCUAUUGAUUUCAGCAACCCCGAAGCUAAAUCUUCGUUCGUAUUCGUCAGCGACUUCAGGAACGCUCCAGGACUCGGGAAAAGAGCCUUGUGGCAAUUCAUCAGACGCGCUGUUAAACAAUUCGAGGACAAUUACCCCGAAUUCGCCGCAAAAGAGUUAUUCAUCAAUGUCCCAUGGUGGUACAUUCCUUACUACAAAACAUUCGGAUCUAUCAUCACAUCGCCAAGGACUAGGAGCAAGAUGGUCCUUGCUGGUCCAUCCAAAUCUGCCGAUACUAUUUUCAAAUACAUAGCUCCUGAACAAGUCCCGGUUAAAUACGGUGGACUUAGCAAAGAUACUCCUUUGACCCAAGAAACCAUAACCGAAGCCAUCGUUAAACCGGCAGCCAACUACACCAUUGAAUUGCCUGCUUCUGAGGCUUGCACGCUUUCAUGGGAGCUUAGGGUUUUGGGUGCUGACGUGAGCUACGGAGCUCAGUUUGAGCCAACCACCGAGGGAAGCUAUGCUGUGAUCGUCUCUAAAACCAGGAAGAUUGGAUCAACCGAUGAACCGGUGAUAACCGAUUCUUUUAAGGUGGGUGAACCGGGAAAGAUUGUGAUCACAAUUGAUAACCAGACUUCCAAGAAGAAGAAAGUGCUCUACAGGUUCAAAACUCAACCAAGGUCUGAUCUUUGAAAUCCAAAUCCAAGGAAGAAGCAAAAGAAUGUUAUUUUGUUUUUUGGGGGAAACAAAUUUUAAUUAAUUAA
Messenger RNA from Arabidopsis arenosa, 1860 nucleotides. The record is from the annotation of a GenBank genome assembly. NCBI's taxonomy places the organism in Eukaryota, Viridiplantae, Streptophyta, Magnoliopsida, Brassicales, Brassicaceae.